Arthroderma uncinatum is the source of this 360-nucleotide messenger RNA. Its product is annotated as Autophagy-related protein. The coding region runs from base 1 to 360 and encodes 119 amino acids. Gene Ontology annotation, biological process: cellular response to nitrogen starvation. The record is from RefSeq and is a predicted model, not a curated record. The transcript is spliced from 3 exons. Lineage: Eukaryota; Fungi; Ascomycota; Eurotiomycetes; Onygenales; Arthrodermataceae.
AUGCCCAUCCCCUUUAAGCAGCUAAUCCGGUUUGAGCGGCGCAAAGCUGAAUCCGCGCACAUCCGGGCGAAAUAUUCUGAUCAUGUCCCUAUAGUAUGCGAGAAAGCCCCAGGGUCAGACGCCUCAGACAUUGAUAAGCCGAAAUUCCUUGUUCCCCUGGAUAUCACCGCUGGCGAGUUUAUGUAUAUUAUUCGCAGGCGUAUGAAUAUAUGUCCAGAGAAGUCUAUAUUCCUCUUCAUUGAUGACGAAAUACCUCAGAACAAUGCCAAGAUGAGUGUCAUCUAUGACGAACAUAAGGACCCGGAUGGAUUCUUAUACAUCACGUACACGGGUGAAAAUACCUUUGGUGCCUGUCUCUAA